Amblyraja radiata (thorny skate) is the source of this 3121-nucleotide messenger RNA. RefSeq names its product DEAH (Asp-Glu-Ala-His) box polypeptide 40 (gene dhx40). Gene Ontology annotation, molecular function: ATP binding; RNA binding; 3'-5' RNA helicase activity. The record is from RefSeq and is a predicted model, not a curated record. The coding region runs from base 174 to 2249 and encodes 691 amino acids. The transcript is spliced from 17 exons. Gene Ontology annotation, cellular component: intracellular anatomical structure. NCBI's taxonomy places the organism in Eukaryota, Metazoa, Chordata, Chondrichthyes, Rajiformes, Rajidae.
ACAACAGCAUCCGCUGGCAUGGUAUUCUUACCGUCGAAAGCCAUUCCAGAAGCAUUCGCAAAAGUCGACAAGAAACCACGUCAUGAGAAAUUAGAGAAAUACAAGAGGCCGCAGAUGUUGGAAUCUCGAGCAAAAGUGCUGGAGGAACCCACUGAGUCAGGCUACAUCUGUGGAUGGAAUGGACGGUCGACGUUUCAGGACUCGGACGGUGUGGGCUGAUUGGGGUGACGCAGCCCCGGCGAGUGGCUGCCAUUUCGGUGGCCCUGAGAGUGGCUGAGGAGAUGGGCUGUAAUCCGGGGCGGACAGUGGGUUACCAGGUGCGCUUCGACGACUGCACCUCUGAGGACACUACAAUAAAGUACAUGACUGAUGGCUGCUUGUUGCGAGAAAUUCUUCAUGACCCAGGCCUCAAUCGGUACAGCGUUGUUGUUCUGGAUGAGGCCCAUGAGAGAAGCCUCAGCACUGACAUUCUCUUCGGCUUGCUCAAAUCCCUGUCGGCACUGAGCACGACACCAUCUGUGCGCGAGGUUCCCUUGAAGGUGGUGGUGAUGUCAGCCACGCUGGAGACAGAAAAACUCUCAGAAUUCCUCUACGGCUGCCCCAUCUUCCACGUGUCGGGCAGGACUUAUCCAGUCAAGGAAUUAUUCUGUGACCUGAUUGGACCGAAGGAUAAACUUGGCAUGGGAUUAGUUAAAGAGGUUGUUAGUGUCACUUUGGACAUACACAUGAAUGAGUCAGAGGGAGACAUCCUGGUGUUUUUGACAGGGCAGUCUGAGAUUGAGCGGGCGUGUGACUCGCUUUUCCAGAAAGGAGAAUCCAUUGAUUAUCAAUAUGAUGUGAGAGAUGGAUCGGUUGAAGGAUUGCUCAUCCUGCCCCUCUAUGGCUCCAUGUCAACAGAUCAGCAAAGAAAGGUUUUCCUUCCUGCACCACCUCACAUCAGGAAAUGCAUUGUUGCUACUAAUAUAGCAGCCACUUCUUUGACUAUUGACAGAAUAAGGUAUGUUGUAGAUUGUGGCUUCGUGAAGCAGCUGAAUCACAAUCCACUUGUUGGACUAGACGUACUGGAGGUUGUUCCUAUUUCAAAAAGUGAAGCCACGCAGCGGACUGGAAGAGCUGGACGAACGUCUGCUGGAAAAUGCUACAGGAUCUACAGCAAAGAAUUCUGGGAGAAGUGCAUGCCAGAUCACAUGGUCCCGGAGAUCCAGAGAGCUAGUCUCACAUCGGUCAUCCUUACCCUGAAGUGCCUUGGUGUGAACAACGUGAUUGGGUUCCCGUAUGUGGAUAGCCCAGAGGAGAGGCACAUCCUGGAGGCGCUGAAACAGCUUUACCAGAAUGACGCCAUUGACAGGGCAGGUCACGUGACCAAACUCGGGCGGCUGAUGGUGGAGCUUCCCCUCCCACCAUCUUUGACGCGGGCUCUGAUAAAAGCCGCAGCGGUGGGCUGUGAGUGCCUUUUGCUUCCAGUGGCUGCGAUGCUCUCUGUAGAAAAUGUGUUCAUUCGCCCAGGGAAACCAGACAAGCAGAAGGAAGCUGAGCUGAGGCACCAGGAGCUGGCUCAGGAAGCAGGAGGCAGCAACGACUUUUUGACAUUACUCAGCAUCUUCGAAAAAUGCAAGACAAGUGACUCCCCGUCGUCUUGGUGCCAAAAAUACUGGAUCCACUGGCGGGCGAUAAAGAUGGCGUUUAACGUGGAGACUCAGCUCCAAGAGAUACUGAAGAAAAUGAAACAGAGGAAGGACUUUCCAACAGAGACGUACACUGGCUCCAAGUCUGAGCUAUUGAGGAGAUGUUUGUGUACUGGGUACUUCUCCAAUGUGGCCAGAAGAUCUGUCAGUAAAACUUUUCACACAAUGGAUGGACAUGGAUCUGUUGUUCACAUUCACCCAUCCUCCGUGCUGUUUGAUCAAGAGACCCAGCUGGAUUGGAUUAUUUUUCAUGAUGUUAUGGCCACAUCCAAGAUUUAUAUGCGGACUCUGUGCCCGAUUCGUUACGAGUGGGUGAAGGAUCUGCUGCCCAAGUUGCAUGAAGUUGAUGUGUACCAGCUGAGUAGUGUAGCGAGGAAUGAGGUGACCACAGAUAUGGCUGGACAGAGUCAAAACAAACACCAGGCCAAGAGAGUGUCUGAACAAGCUCAUGAAGAUGCUCUGAGGAAGCUGGAAAAGAGGAAUGAUGAGACGUCCAUAUCAGAUGCUCGAGCUCGAUACCUUCAGCGCAAGAUGGAUAAGUCGCAGAACUGGGCGGGGCAGUGAAGGUGCAGAAGAGAUGGGAGGAAAUGAUGACUGCAUAGGAACCCAUCUCAAUAUCAGGAAUGAAUGGUAUUCAAGGUCCACAGAUAUUAGAGAGAAUAUUGAUUAUCUGCAGGGACAAAUGUCAUCUCUCUGAGCCAUUGUACACGUGGAGUUGAGUCGAAGUGCUGGUGGGGUUAGAGUGGUGGACAUUGACACAGGAUAUACCCAUCAGUGCAUGGGCCAAUCAGCCCCCCCACCUCUUUGUACUGUGUUCAAACCAAUGAUCGAUCUCAUCACACUGUGAUUGCACACCCAGCCAGUGUUCUAGACAGGGAGCAUGACUGGGCUAUUUAGGCAAAGUCCAUUAUAAAUGUGGAAAGAGGAAUUUAUGAUGUAAAAAGUUGACAGACCACCUAAAGUGAUCACCUUUAAAGUGAGAAAAUGUGAACUGCCUCUCAAAUCCCUUUCCUCGGGUAAAAAUCAUCUUAAACCAAAUAGCUCAGAAUAUCUGAUGUUUUCUCUAAUGGCCACUCUGCCACCUGCCGUGAAAUGCUGCCUUGCUACCAUCAGAAUACUUACCGUGAUACUGGGUUUAGACAGGUUGGAACCCACUAUGCAGGGGUUCAUAGUUAGGUGAUUCAGAUUGCACUUUUCCAGCAGACUGAACGGAAGAGGGACAGAAAUGGUGGAUAAAAUGCAGUAAUUGCAGGGUGGUGAUGUAUGAAUAGUUGUCGCGUUAAAUGAUUCCUAUAUUUUUAUGUCACUUCCGUCUGAUUUAUUUUUAUAACUUUUUUUAACAAAUUCUGAUAAUAACUUGCUUAUGAUAAAGAAAGAAACUGCUUUAAAAUAUCAUGUGUAAUAUUCCAUUUUCAAUAAAAUGUGUUACAAACUAA